Cynocephalus volans (Philippine flying lemur) is the source of this 2754-nucleotide messenger RNA. RefSeq names its product membrane integral NOTCH2 associated receptor 1 (gene MINAR1). Gene Ontology annotation, biological process: negative regulation of TOR signaling; negative regulation of cell population proliferation. The transcript has 3 exons. Bases 1 to 2754 code for a protein of 917 amino acids. Gene Ontology annotation, cellular component: plasma membrane. Lineage: Eukaryota; Metazoa; Chordata; Mammalia; Dermoptera; Cynocephalidae. The record is from RefSeq and is a predicted model, not a curated record.
AUGGAGUCCAGUCAGGAGACUUCCCUGUUUUUGGUGAAGAUCUUGGAGGAACUGGACAGCAAGCAAAAUAACGUUUCCUAUCAGGACCUGUGCAAAUCCCUCUGUGCCCGCUUCGAUCUGUCGCAGCUCGCCAAACUGAGAAGUGUGCUCUUUUACACGGCUUGUCUCGAUCCCAAUUUUCCAGCCACAUUAUUCAAAGACAAGAUGAAAUGCACCGUCAAUAACCAGCAAUCCAAGAAAAUCAUGGUGGCAGCAGAUAUUGUAACGAUAUUCAACCUGAUCCAAAUGAAUGGGGGCGCCGCCAAGGAGAAGCUGCCCACAGGCCGCCAGAAGGUGCGCAAGAAGGAGGCAUCCUUUGAGUCGUGCAGGUCAGACACCGAUAUGUGCAAUGCAGCUGAGUGUGAGCCCCUGAACUGCGAGCUGAUCGAAAGGCCUUUCAGCCGGGGCUACCCCACCAGGCAGUCAUCCAAGUGCCGGAAGAUGGACUGCAAGGACUGCCCGCAGUUUGUACCUGCCUGCGAGCCCAACUUCUUGUUGGGUGUCAGCAAAGAGGGGAAGAAUCGCGCUGCUUCCCUGGACAGGCUGCAGGCCCUGGCCCCUUACUCUGUUACCAGCCCCCAGCCCUGUGAGAUGCAGAGGACCUACUUCCCCAUGAACAUUGAUAACGAGUCCAUGUCAGACCAGGACUCCCUGCCCAUCAACCAGGGCAUCAAGGAGACCUUCAUUUCCAAUGAGGAGCCAUUUGUGGUCCAGUCAUGUGUCCAGAAAAGGAACAUCUUCAAAGAGGAUUUCCACAAUCUGAUGACUGUGUCCCCCACUCUGCUGGGCCCCACCAAAAAAGCAGAGGGUGACCAUGGGGAACCCCAGGUUCGAAAGGAGCCCCCAAAGCCACCCUUCUUUAAUCAUAGCUUUGAGAUGCCCUACAACAGCCAGUACCUGAAUCCAGUCUAUUCCCCUGUUCCUGACAAAAGGCGGGUCAAGCAUGAAAGCUUGGAUGACCUCCAGGCCUCUACAUAUUUUGGACCCACUCCAGUGAUGGGAACCCAGGACUCUAGGCGCUGUCCAGGGAGGCCCAGCAAGCAGACCCCCUGGCCAGCCAAAAGCUGGAGCUUAAACACAGAGGAAGUCCCUGACUUUGAACGGUCCUUUUUCAAUAGAAAUCCAUCUGAGGAGAAGCUGCGCUAUCCAAAUUCCAGCAGCCAGAGCCCCAGUUUCCCAGCCCCAGACAGGCACUCGGUUUACCUCCCGCCAAAGGAUCAACAAUCAAUUCUCCCUGUUGGCUAUGCGGCAAAAUCAAAUGGGCUCAAAGCAAAAGAGAUCUCGUCCCCUGUUGACCUGGAGAAGCAUGAACCAGUCAAAAAGUUUAAAGACAAGAGCAUUGGCUGCACGAGUGGGCAGCUCAGCUCAGACACGAGCAGUGUGGGCACCCAGACCGAGCAGCGUGUUCUGGAGCCCAAGAAAUGCAAAGACUUGGGCGCUUCUGCUCAGGGCAAGUACAGUGACAGGCAUGCCAUGAAGCACUCAGAUGAUGACUCGGAAAUCGUCAGUGAUGACAUCAGUGACAUUUUCCGAUUUCUGGAUGACAUGAGCAUCAGUGGCUCUACGGGAGUGAUACAGUCGUCCUGCUACAACAGCACAGGGUCCUUGUCUCAGCUUCAUAAGUCAGACUGUGACAGUUCCCCGGAGCACAAUCUAACUAAGAUCACUAACGGGGUCCCCAACAGCAAGGGAGACAAGGUCAACCGGCCUGAAAACAACCACCACUCGGAAGAAGAGUUGAAGACCAGCGUGUGCAAACUGGUGCUCAGAAUCGGCGAAAUUGAACGGAAGCUCGAAUCACUGUCGGGUGUCCGUGAGGAAAUCUCCCAGGUCUUGGGCAAACUGAAUAAACUGGAUCAGAAAAUGCAGCAGCCUGAGAAAGUGAGUGUGCAGAUAGAUCUGAACUCCUUGACGAGCGAGGCUCCAUCUGACGACAGUGCCUCUCCCCGGAUGUUCCAUGCACACAAUGGUUCCCAUGGGCCCAAGCUAGAGAACGGCACCGACUGGUGCUGCUCAGAUGCUAGUGGAAGCAACAGCGAAAGCCUGCGUGUCAAGGCCUUAAAAAAAAGCCUCUUCACCAGGCCAUCCUCUAGAUCCCUGACUGAGGAGAACAGUGCCACAGAAUCCAAAAUCGCCAGCAUCUCCAACUCGCCCAGAGACUGGCGCACCAUCACGUACACCAACCGCGUGGGCCUCAAUGAGGAGGAGCUAAAAGACACAGGCCCGGGAGAUAGUAAGGACUGGCAUCGGAAAUCUAAAGAGGCAGACAGGCAGUAUGACAUCCCCCCGCAGCACCGACUGCCCAAGCAGCCCAAAGACGGCUUCCUGGUGGAGCAGGUGUUCAGCCCUCACCCCUACCCUGCCUCCCUCAAGGCCCACAUGAAGAACAACCCCCUGUACACGGACAUGAGGCUGACCGAGUUGGCUGAGGUAAAGCGGGGCCAACCUUCCUGGACCAUCGAGGAGUAUGCACGGAAUUCGGGCGACAAGGGCAAGCUGACAGCCCUGGACCUGCAGACACAAGAAUCUUUAAACCCAAACAACUUAGAAUAUUGGAUGGAAGAUAUUUAUACUCCAGGCUAUGAUUCAUUACUAAAACGUAAAGAAGCUGAAUUCAGACGAGCCAAGGUCUGCAAGAUAGCUGCUCUGAUCGCCGCCGCUGCGUGCACCGUCAUCCUGGUCAUUGUCGUUCCCAUCUGCACAAUGAAGUCGUGA